Messenger RNA from Echinops telfairi (small Madagascar hedgehog), 759 nucleotides. RefSeq names its product G protein subunit alpha transducin 2 (gene GNAT2). Gene Ontology annotation, biological process: detection of chemical stimulus involved in sensory perception of bitter taste; adenylate cyclase-modulating G protein-coupled receptor signaling pathway. Lineage: Eukaryota; Metazoa; Chordata; Mammalia; Afrosoricida; Tenrecidae. The coding region runs from base 1 to 759 and encodes 252 amino acids. Gene Ontology annotation, molecular function: guanyl nucleotide binding; GTPase activity; G protein-coupled receptor binding. The record is from RefSeq and is a predicted model, not a curated record. The transcript is spliced from 6 exons. Gene Ontology annotation, cellular component: heterotrimeric G-protein complex; photoreceptor outer segment; photoreceptor inner segment.
AUGGGCAGUGGAGCCAGUGCGGAGGACAAGGAGCUGGCCAAGAGGUCCAAGGAGCUGGAGAAAAAGCUGCAGGAGGGUGCUGACAAGGAGGCGAAGACCAUCAAGCUGCUGUUGCUGGGCGCCGGCGAGUCAGGCAAGAGCACAAUCGUCAAGCAGAUGAAGAUCAUCCACCAGGACGGCUACACGCCGGAGGAGUGCCUGGAGUUCAAGUCCAUCAUCUACGGCAACGUGCUGCAGUCGAUCCUGGCCAUCAUCCGGGCCAUGUCUACAUUGGGCAUCGACUAUGCCAACACAGGCCGCGCGGAUGAUGGGCGACAGCUCGGCAACCUGGCGGAUUCCAUCGAGGAGGGCACCAUGCCUCCGGAGCUGGUGGACGUCAUCAAGAAGUUGUGGAAGGAUGACGGCGUGCAAGCCUGCUUCGACAGAGCCGCGGAGUACCAGCUCAAUGACUCCGCCUCUUACUACCUGAACCAAUUAGACCGGAUUACAGAUCCUGACUACCUCCCUAAUGAGCAGGAUGUGCUACGGUCCAGAGUGAAAACCACGGGCAUCGUUGAGACCAAGUUUUCAGUCAAAGACUUGAACUUCAGGAUGUUUGACGUGGGAGGACAGAGGUCGGAGAGGAAGAAGUGGAUCCACUGCUUCGAGGGGGUCACCUGCAUCAUAUUCUGUGCAGCCCUCAGCGCCUACGACAUGGUGCUGGUGGAAGAUGACGAGGUGGUGAGUGGCUGUCCCCUCAGCCUUGCGUCACUCCGAUGA